Emiliania huxleyi CCMP1516 is the source of this 819-nucleotide messenger RNA. Its product is annotated as Lipoate-protein ligase A. Gene Ontology annotation, cellular component: mitochondrion. The transcript is spliced from 3 exons. NCBI's taxonomy places the organism in Eukaryota, Haptophyta, Isochrysidales, Noelaerhabdaceae. Gene Ontology annotation, biological process: protein modification process. Bases 1 to 819 code for a protein of 272 amino acids. The record is from RefSeq and is a predicted model, not a curated record.
AUGGCCUCCCCGACUCGCGCUCUGUGGCUGCGGCUGCGCAACAUGCCCGUCCUCCGUAUGCUGCAGCUCGAGGAGGCCAUCUUUCGCACCGACACGCGCAGCUGGUUCAUCACCAACACCUGGGAUGCGCCGCCCACCAGCGCCGGCCCGGAGCGCGACGCUGCGCACGCCGCGGCUCAGUCGGUUGUGCUGGGCAUCUCUGGCAAGCCAGCCGAGAUGCUCAACACCGAGGAGGUGCUGAAGGCCGGCGUGCCGGUCAUCAAGCGCUUCUCCGGCGGCGGCACAAUUAUCUCUGACGCCGACACGCUCUUCGCGACCUUCAUCUGCGCCGCCGACGACGAGCCUCAGGCACACGUCCCGCAGGUGCCCCCCUACCCGGACCCGAUCCUAGACUGGACGUCCUCCGUGUACGACGCCGCACUGCGCGGCUGCGGCGCGACCAACUUUGCGGUGCGCGCAAACGACUACUGCUUCGCGACCGAGGAGGGCGACUUCAAGUUUGGCGGCAACGCGCAGUCCAUCUCGGGCAAGCGCUGGCUGCACCACACCUCCCUGCUCUGGGACUAUGAGCCAGCGAGGAUGGGUCUGCUGCGGAUGCCUAAGCGCCAGCCCGCUUACCGCGCGCAGCGGUCGCACGGCUCAUUUGUGCGCGGCCUCUCGCAGACGCUGCCCUCGCGGGACGCGUUUUGCGCCUCCCUCGCCGCCGCCGCGGGCGCGACGUGGGAGCUGACGCCGGUGGAGCUAGAGGAGGCGCAGGCGGCGCUCAGCUUGCCGCACAGACAAGUGACGAGGCUACUUAGACCGGAGGAGGUGUGUUGA